Messenger RNA from Gongylonema pulchrum, 360 nucleotides. The record is from the annotation of a GenBank genome assembly. NCBI's taxonomy places the organism in Eukaryota, Metazoa, Nematoda, Chromadorea, Rhabditida, Gongylonematidae.
AUGUUGCAGUUUGGUGGCGCCUUUGGUGGUUUUGUGGACUCAUUUCUAAACCGACUGAGUUGGUGGUAUCGUUUACCAGCAUUUGCUAUAUCUUCUUUAUGCCUUCUAUCGACUGUUUUUGCAUUGCUUGGUUAUCGUUUCGACCUAUUUUAUGGCUUGAUUCGGAUUGAUUUUUCCAAGCAAGAAGUUACGAGAGUUGCCGUUGAAAAAAGAAAUGAUAAUGAGUGCUACAAAUAUAAGAAAUCGCAGUCGGACAAGUUUAUUGAAUGCCGUCGGGAAGAAGGUCCGAGAGCAGCAGUACUGGUCAGGGAAUUGUAUCAGAAGGCAUUCUGUCCUGCGCAAACUGCGUCUCGAUCUUAA